AGAGAUGAUCUUACAGCUGGCGGUGGAGGUCUGGCAGCGGGGAGGCCCUAGCCGUAGAAAAGCCUCUCGGACGGAGCGCGGAGGCCGCCUUUCCCCGCCUCCGGGCGCGAGUGGGUCCGUCCGCCGUGGACCGAGGUGCCGCCCGCUCCGCCCGGGUCUCAAACCCGCGGCUGCGGCGAGCCCCGCCCCGCGCACGUGGCCCGGGGUCCUGGCUGCGGGCUGCCGGCGGCGGGCGCCUGCCGGGCGGGCGGGAGGCGGGCAGGCGGCGCCCGGGCAGCCGCGGCGGCGGCGGGGGGGGCCUUGCGGCGCGCGCAGGCGGCGGCGGCGGCGGGGUGACAUUCAGCCGGGAGCCCGCAACAUGGCGCAGGCCGCGCAGAGGCUGGCGCAGCGCGUUGCCGCCCGCGGGCCGCAGCUCCUCAGCGCUGCCGUGGCGUACUCGAAGCCGCGCUUGGCCACGUUCUGGUACUACGCCAAGGUGGAGCUGGCCCCGCCGACCCCCGCCGAGAUCCCCCGGGCCAUCGACGGCAUGAAGGCCAUGGUCAGGAGCUUCCAGACCGGCCGGCUGGCGCAGCUCACCGUCAAGGAAGCGCUGAGGAACGGUCUGGUGGCCACGGAGGUGCUGAUGUGGUUUUACAUUGGGGAGAUCAUAGGCAAGGGCGGCCUGAUCGGGUACAAUGUCUGAAGACUCAUCCUCAGCAACGCUGUCUUUGGUGCCGUGGUCCCAAGUCUGUAACGGGGUCUGUGACAAUAAAGCCAGGAAGCGA
Molecule: messenger RNA, 764 nt
Organism: Aquila chrysaetos chrysaetos
Lineage: Eukaryota; Metazoa; Chordata; Aves; Accipitriformes; Accipitridae
Gene: ATP5MG
Product: ATP synthase membrane subunit g
Exons: 3
Coding region: 5-682 (225 amino acids)
Biological process (GO): proton motive force-driven ATP synthesis
Molecular function (GO): proton transmembrane transporter activity
Source: RefSeq, a predicted model, not a curated record